GCCCCCAACACCUGCCUUCCUUGAGGGCAAAGGAACUACAACUCCCAGGGAGACCCGGAAGCAGGAGAGGCAAAGGAGCGGUUGUCUGUUGCCGCGGAGAUGCGGACCUGAAACUGGAAAAUGCUGCUGGCGCCUCACGAAAGAUCCUCCUCAAGGAAGAGGACGGAGCUGAAUCGCUGGAAGCAGCUUACAAGGAAACCGAGUCCCAAGAGAGUAGAGAAAACCUCAGAAUAUGCAGUUUCGAAAGCAUUUUCUGCUGGAAAUUCAGAUUUUUCUAGAAGGCUUUGGGGCCAAAUCAUUGAUUUGGAAACAUCUGAGCAAAUAGAGAAUCAUGAUGAAGUCUAUGCAGAAGCUCAGGAGCUGAUCCAUGACUGGUUAGACACCAAACUUAAGCAAGAACUAGCAAGUGAUGGGGACACUGAAGACAUUGGGUCAAGUAUCCCUCCUGUGUCAGAGGUCAAAGGUCAUUUGCAGUAUGACAAGUUUGACGAUUUAUGUAGCCAUUUGGAGGAAGAAGAAGAAAGUACCACCAUUCAAAAAUUUAUAGACCAUCUGCUCCAUAAAGAUGUGGUGGAUUCCAGGAUGUUGGAAGAUCUUGGAAUGAAUGGAAACCAAGACCAGAAGCAGCAGAAGGAUCCUCGUCUUACCAUGGAGAUGAGACAUAAGCAGGUAAAAGAAAAUCGCUUAAGACGGGAGAAAGAGCUGGAGCGCCAGAGAAUUGAAAAGACCCUGAAAAAAUCGGCCUUUUUAGAGGCUCAGUAUCUGGUGCAAGAAGAAAAGAAAAGGAAGGCUCUGGAAGCCAAGAAAGAGGAGGAAGAGAUUCAAAGGGAGAUGGUAAAGCUGCGGAGAGAAAUAAUUGAGAGGAGGCGCACUGUGGAAGAAGCAUGGAAAAUAGAGAAGAAGAAGCAAGAAGAAAAUUCUCCAAAUAUUCCAGAAAGAGGCAUGUUUCAAACUGUUCCUAUUCUGGAUGAAGAAGAAAUGGCAAAAGAAAGAAAGAAGAAACUGAAAGAGUUAUUAAUCCAGACUUUCAAGGAAAAUCACCAGUGUCAAAAACGCUAUUUCUCUGCCUGGCACAAGCUGAUGCUUGAUCACAGGAUUAAGCUGGGGAAAGCUGGGAUCCUGUCCGACUGGAAGUUACAACUGAGAGUCCUAAAGGCCUGGAGAGACUACACAAGAUCUCAGAAGCUGGAACGGGAGACGCAAGCCAUGGAAAACGACCUUAGGGAAGAAAACAGAAAACAACAACUGGCCACUGAGUAUAACAGGAAACAAGUUCUCCGGUACCACUUUACAGAAUGGCAUCACUGGCAUUGUGCAGAGAUCCUAAAGAGAGAGCUGGCUGUCACAAAGGAGGAAACAAGGAAGAAAAUGAAUGAGUUGCUGAAGGCAGCAUCACUAGGGAAACUCGGUGCAAAUGGGUCAUCAGGCAUCAAUCUACUCCAGGAGACAGCCAAGGUGGAUCCACCUGUACAAAAUGGAGAGGUAACUGCCAUACCCACUUUGUGGGCCAUGCCUCCCUCUGGGAACAUUGGCUGUAUGCCCAGUCCCCCACUAGGAAGACCAGCAAACAGUAUCUUGGAGGUUCCCCUCCAGAAUGUCCCUCUGAACACAUCUGACAGUGAGCCACAGAAGGCCCUGGAUGUGGAACCUUCCCAACACCCUAGCCCCAACAAGAGGCUCAGAACCACCAGCCAGAAAGCAGAACCCAUUUGCCUGGGCCAUUUCCACAACCGCCACGUCUUCCAGCAACAGCUGAUUGAGAAGCAAAAGAAGAAACUGCAGGAACAGCAGAAAACAAUUCUGGAGCUGAAGGAAAGCCAGAGGUUGGCGAAGGCUCAGUGGGCCGUGGCGCGUGCUUCAGCAGUCACAGAUACACAGAGCCACCUGCCGUCAAACCCCAGAGAAGAUGAACCAAAAAGAACCUGCCAGGUGCUUCCAAAUUCUCCUGUUGCUUCCCCUCUGACUGAAGGUAGUAGAAGUGACUCCCGAAAUUCUCUUUCUGGACCCAGAAGGAACCCAAGGCGGCUGACGGCACCCCAUCCCAUACUUAAAGCCAUGGAAGAGAGAGCAGUUCAGCGAGCUGAACGUAGACGGAUCUUGGCAGAGAGGAAGAAAAAACAAGAAGAGGAGAAAUUGGCCCAGUUAAAAGCCCAAGAGGAGGAGCGUCAGAAGAGGGAGGCAGAAGAAAAGGAGGCUCAGCUCGAGAGAAAACGAGAAGAGAAGCGACUGAAGAAAAUGAAAGAACUAGAGAAACAGAAGAGAAUUAAGAGGAACCAACAGCUUGAAGCAAUAGCCAAAAAUCAUUAUGAAAGGGUAUUGCUAAGAAAAAAAGUUCUGGAGCCUUGGAAGAGAUUGAGAAUGCAAAGCAAGCAAAACAUCCAGGUGGCUGAAGAACAUCACUCUUUGGCCCUACAGAGGAAAUGCCUGCUAACCUGGUUCCAGCAUAGUCGGGAGAGCCUGGCAAGGAAGAUGGCCCGGGCUGACCAGUUUUAUUCCCAAAUGUUGCUCAGGAGAGCCAUCCGCAGCUGGCGGCAGUACCUGACUGACCUGGAGGAAGAAGUUAAAAGACAGUGUGUACACUUCCUUCAGAAGAAGGUUUUCCAGACCUGGUUCAACACAGUCAGGGAGGCCAAGGUCGCUUCUCAGAGCAAGCACAAGGCCGCGGUGCAGCAUAGUGACAGGAGGAUUCUCUGGAUCACAUUUCAGACAUGGAAGAAGUUUGCAAAAUUUAUGCAAGAGGAAAGAGUAAGAGAAGAAAGGCGAGAGCAACUCCGUAAGAAGGUAGCUGAGAUUCUUCCAGAUUUCCAGGUGCUGGCACCACCGUGACGCAGUUGUACCGGCCGUCGUGUACUCGGCCCUCGUGGAAGAGGAGUCCUGCGUGUGCAGAGCACACAAGCCAGUGCAGUGCUCGGAUGGGGUGUCCACCGGUCCAUAGUAUGCAUGUGUCAUCACCACCCACCCACACAUACGCGCAUACACUUCGUUUAUGUUCUGUCACGUCCUUCUUGGAGCAAAGGAAUUAUUUUGUGAAUUUGCACGUCCUUAUUUCUUAGGUUGCUAAUCAGUUCACUACAUCAUUUGUCACAGCAGGAUUAUCCAAAGGAACAGUCUAGAGAGCUCCGCUGUUCAAAUGUAUCCUACAUAUUUUUAGCAUCAUAAACUUUAAAAAGGGCAAGUGUUUGCUUGCCUGAGCUUGUGGAGGAAAAUGUGUCCUUAUAGCUUAACAAGAGUUGUUGACCAAUGUAACUCCAGUUAAACAUAAAUUAAAACUAGUGAGGAAAGGAGCCAUGCCAUCUCAUACCUUAGCAUCAGUAACAGGCAUUCUGCCAGACCACGUCCUUUUUUCACCCACCCCAAUGGAAAACCACAUAUUGAAAGGUAUUCUGUGUAGCUGAUGCAAAGGGUAACAGCGUAUCCUAAUUUCAGAGAAAUUGGGGGACCACAGAUACUUCUCUUCAGUGCACCUUGAUAAGCAGGAAGGGAACUGCCAAAAGCUAAUGACUGUCAAAGGCAGCCCAUCAAUUUGUUUAAAUAUCUGUUCGUGCUCUCACUUGCAACUUCUAAGUAAUACCUAAUGUGGCAUCUAGUCCUCAGCUCAGUUUGUUCUAUAUAUCAAGAUGUUUAUCUUGAAUUCAAAGAAUGUUUUAGUCAUUAAGGUGCUAAAGACUAUAAAGACAAAAUGCUCCCUUCUGUGAACUGAAUUACCUGCUAGAAAAAAUUGUUUUCAUUACAAAAUACAUGUUUAUUACAACAAAUUCAGGGAGAUAAAUGUACAGAGUGAAAUAGAAGGCCCUUAUAGCUCUGAGGUAACUAUUAUUUAGCAAGUUGAAAAUCUGAGUUGGUAAAGUAAAAUUCGGUGUUGUUCAGUACAUUCUGUUAUUGUGCCUUACUUCCUAGAAGGGGUUUCUAGCUCUACCACCUGCAAAAUGACUUCUGUCCUUUUUCUAUGGAAGAUGUGUGAUGAUUUACUCAGAUAUGACAAAACACCCUAAGUUGAACUUCAUUUCUUCCAGUGUCCCUGUCCCCUCACUUUUUCCUUUAAUGUGACUGAUUAUACAGUUGUCAUCUAAAAAUUAUUUUUAAGAUUGAUGGUUGCUAAAGAAAAUGGGAAUGAAAGUACUCAUAUUCAAUCUCUUUCCAUCUAAAUCACUGUCUGUUUAUACCUAACUAUACUACAGUUGUAGAACAUUGGCUGACAGUACCUUGU
Messenger RNA from Rhinolophus ferrumequinum (greater horseshoe bat), 4207 nucleotides. RefSeq names its product coiled-coil domain containing 191 (gene CCDC191). The record is from RefSeq and is a predicted model, not a curated record. Gene Ontology annotation, molecular function: phosphatase binding. The transcript has 16 exons. Bases 121 to 2826 code for a protein of 901 amino acids. Lineage: Eukaryota; Metazoa; Chordata; Mammalia; Chiroptera; Rhinolophidae.